Molecule: messenger RNA, 2634 nt
Organism: Megalops cyprinoides (Indo-Pacific tarpon)
Lineage: Eukaryota; Metazoa; Chordata; Actinopteri; Elopiformes; Megalopidae
Gene: slc71a2a
Product: major facilitator superfamily domain containing 14Ba
Exons: 12
Coding region: 259-1713 (484 amino acids)
Biological process (GO): transmembrane transport
Cellular component (GO): membrane
Molecular function (GO): transmembrane transporter activity
Source: RefSeq, a predicted model, not a curated record
GCCUAGCGCACUGGCGCUCUCUACCCAGGAAGAGAGUGCGUUGUGACGUUCAGCUGUAUGCAAAACGACAGGAAUUCACAUUACGGAAAAGUGGCAAGACACAUAGCUAGCUAGCUUGUAAUCAAUCUACAAAAAUCUAGCUAGCUAGAUUAACGAGGUGUAAUUAAGGCAAAACCAAAAGGCAACCUGGAAGAAGCGGGUGUACCCAAAAUAUCCACGCAGCAUGGAUUUUAUAUAACUCCGGCAAGAUGUGAGGAGAUGACCCAGGAGAAAAAGAAAGAGACCAACCGCAUUAUGUUGGUCAAAAAAAUAAUAAUGAAAGAUGGGAGCACACAGCAGGGUAUUGGCAGUGCCAGCGUGACCCAUGCUGUGGUGGUCAUUUUUUUGGAGUUCUUUGCCUGGGGUUUGCUCACAACUCCAAUGCUGACGGUUCUACAUGAAACGUUUCCACAACAUACGUUUCUAAUGAACGGUCUCAUUCAGGGUGUAAAGGGCCUGUUGUCCUUCAUGAGCGCUCCUUUGAUUGGAGCCCUCUCGGACGUGUGGGGCAGGAAGUCCUUCCUGCUUGUCACUGUGUUUUUCACCUGCGUCCCAAUUCCCCUCAUGAGGAUAAGUCCCUGGUGGUAUUUUGCUAUGAUAUCUGUAUCUGGAAUAUUCUCCGUCACGUUCUCAGUAAUAUUUGCAUAUGUAGCAGAUGUCACUGAGGAACACGAGAGAAGCACUGCCUAUGGACUGGUUUCUGCGACAUUUGCUGCAAGCCUGGUAACGAGUCCAGCGAUCGGUGCCUACCUCUCUACUACCUACGGGGAUAACAUGGUGGUGCUGGUGGCAACAAUCAUUGCCCUGAUAGACAUCUGCUUCAUCCUCCUGGCCGUGCCUGAGUCACUGCCGGAGAAGAUGAGGCUAGCAUCAUGGGGCGCCCCCAUCUCCUGGGAGCAAGCUGAUCCCUUCGCUUCCCUGAGGAAAGUGGGGAAGGACUCCACAGUCUUGCUCAUCUGCAUCACCGUGUUCCUGUCCUAUUUGCCAGAGGCAGGGCAAUACUCGAGCUUCUUCCUCUACCUGCGACAGGUCAUUAACUUCUCAUCCACAGCAAUUGCGGCAUUUAUAGCGGUUGUGGGUGUCCUUUCUAUCUUAGCACAGACGGCGUUCCUCAGCGUUUUAAUGAGGUCGAUUGGGAAUAAGAACACAGUGCUGCUUGGGCUCGGCUUUCAGAUGCUCCAGCUGGCUUGGUACGGUUUUGGAUCAGAACCAUGGAUGAUGUGGGCAGCGGGCGCCGUGGCAGCGAUGUCCAGUAUCACUUUCCCAGCGGUCAGUGCCCUGGUGUCCCGCAGCGCAGAGGCAGACCAGCAGGGAGUGGUGCAGGGUAUGAUAACAGGGAUACGAGGCUUGUGCAAUGGGCUGGGCCCUGCACUGUUCGGGUUCAUCUUCUUCCUCUUCAACGUGGAGAUCGACCCAGUCCAGAGUGACAAGACUACUCCUUUACACCCCACUGAUGAGAGCUCAAUGAUCCCAGGCCCGCCCUUCCUGUUUGGAGCCUUCUCGGUGCUCGUGGCUUUCCUCGUGGCCUUAUUCAUCCCCGAACACCGCAGCGUGGCCGUGAAGACCUGCAACGCCCGCAAACACAGCGGCAGCGCCGGCGCGGGCCAGAGCAACACUCCCCUGCCGGGCAGUGACGAGGACAUCGAGCCCCUGCUGCAGGACAGCAGCGUGUGACGGGGGGGAGGGGUCGGGAAGGGAAACGUGCAGACCAGGGCCUGCCCCGGCCCUCAGCACAGAGGAGCCUCGGUGGAGAUGGGACAAGGAGAGCGAGGAGGGGGAAAACCUAACGCCCCCACCUACCCAUCUCAUCUCCACUGCAAAAGAGCAAGCCCUCGCAGGGAACAAAGUAUUUGUGAAAGGUGUAUUUUACUUUUGCAACUAAUAUGAACCGUUUAGGUAUGUCGUUAUCAAUGUGGAGCUUUGAAUCCAUUCUCUGUAUGGUUUGGAGCAGGUCAAGGGAGACUGGGGAUCUGUUGGUUGGCAGUGUUGGGCCUAGUUUGUCCUCACUGGCAUUGUGUUUUAGAGAUAAAGCGGUUAACAUCAUCUGAUGUUUUCUGCUUCAAGAAGAUAUGGUCCUGAUCAAGGUAUAUGGCAUUCCAAGAAGCUGUCAUUGAUUCUGGACACCCUGGUUUUUGUUAACAAUUUGUCUAAUUAGACAGUGCAUGGAGGUGGGAUAUCAUAAAUAGGCUGAAGAUAAAUUGGUCUUCAAGUUACAUUUCAAAAGUUACAUUCAUAUCCUCCAUUAGCUUUGAUUUAAUAAGCCUUACAACAAAUAUUAAGUUGUAUUUACAUCCAACAACUUAUGUAGGUCAGAAAUGUAAGUGGCUGGUCACCCACAUACCCUUCAAGGCCAGUCAUAAUUGCAUCACAACUACAGGUCCACAAACUACCGCUUAGUUACUCUGUUAAAAGCAUUUUCACUGAAGCAUAUCACAAGGAACCAUUGGUUUCCUGGCUUCAUGCUCUUUUCUUUACCUAGAGGGGCUGAGCAGCAGUGGAAAGCUUGAGGUGAAAGUAUAGAUGUUUACUAAAUGGUCAAUUCUAUGCAUCACUCUAUAUUUUCAGCUCAAUCUGUGAUACUAAGUAUCCCACUAC